Stegastes partitus (bicolor damselfish) is the source of this 4624-nucleotide messenger RNA. RefSeq names its product alpha glucosidase 2 (gene gaa2). The record is from RefSeq and is a predicted model, not a curated record. Gene Ontology annotation, molecular function: carbohydrate binding; alpha-1,4-glucosidase activity. The coding region runs from base 178 to 2880 and encodes 900 amino acids. NCBI's taxonomy places the organism in Eukaryota, Metazoa, Chordata, Actinopteri, Pomacentridae. The transcript is spliced from 19 exons. Gene Ontology annotation, biological process: carbohydrate metabolic process.
ACAGACCCCACCGUGCAGACCGUUGAGGCUAUCGGCGUUACGCUAGACUUAGAUAAACUAGCAUCUGUUUAAAAGGACAGUUGUAUAGUAUGCUGUAUACGCUGUGUAUUCUGUGUCUGUAGAGGCCAAAGGAUAACCAGGCACACAGUCUCACUCUGACAGACUCACAUUACCACCAUGGUGUCGUACAAGCGGCUGAACCCUGAAGAUGUCCAGUUUUCCAGUGGAGUUUUGUCAGAGCUUCGCCCUGCUCAAGAGGAAGUUGCAGUGCCGGAGCCAGAGGAUGCCUCCUUGCUUCCACGUCGGCCACCAUGCUCCGUCACCACAGGUCUCCUGGUGAUCGGCUGCCUGCUGCUGCUCCUCUGUGGGGGUUGGCUCCUGGGCACCAUGUUCUGGCUGCACGGCCCCUCCAAAGAGCAACACAGACCGCCGCCGCCAGUCCCAGGACAGACGCCUGACUCUCAAGUACAAACGGGAAUAAAUGACACUGCAGCUGCUUCCCGCCGUGAGGCUUGCAGUCUGAUUCCCAGCGAAUGGAGGUUUGAUUGUUACCCUGAGCGAGGAGUGGUUGUUACCCGGGAGCUGUGUGAGGCGAGGAACUGCUGCUUUAUCCCCGCAUCCACUCCUUCCCCGUCUGCCACCCGACCAUCAGGGAAAAAUGGUAUUCCUUGGUGUUUCUAUGGUACGGAUUUCCCUUCAUACUCACUUGUGUCACUGAAUGACACGCCACUGGGACAGAAGGGUAAGCUCAUAAAGGAGGUGAAGACCUAUUACCCUGGAGACAUCCUCACUCUGGAGGUGGAGAUUCGUUAUGAGACAGAUACACGACUGCGAGUCAGGAUAACUGACCCUUCAAGUUCGCGGUUUGAGGUUCCCAUCCCUGUCCCCACCGCCACCAAGAAGGCAGAAAAUCCUGAUUACAUCGUAGAGAUUUCAAAGCAGCCAUUUGCCCUCGUCGUGAAGAGGAAAUCUACAGGAGCACUGCUUUUGAACACAGCUGUGGCUCCUCUCGUCUAUGCGGAUCAGUUCCUCCAGUUCUCCACCGCUAUACCCACGGAGUUCAUUUACGGCCUGGGAGAGCACCGCUCCACCUUCCUGCAUGACUUCAACUGGAACACACUCACCAUGUGGGCCAGAGAUGUGCCCCCCAUGGAAAAGACAAACCUGUAUGGGGUCCACCCAUUUUAUCUGUCAAUGGAGAAUGGAGGGAAUGCAAACGGCUUCUUCCUGCUGAACAGCAAUGCUAUGGAUGUGGUCCUCCAGCCCUCCCCAGCUCUCACCUGGCGUACAAUCGGCGGAAUCCUUGAUUUUUACGUUUUCCUUGGUCCCAAUCCUGGUUCAGUGAUUGAACAGUAUAUGGAAGUUAUAGGAUACCCAGCGAUGCCCAUCUACUGGGCUUUAGGAUACCAUCUGUGUCGCUGGGGCUACGACAGUAGUAAUGCUACCUGGGAGGUUGUUAAGAGUUUGAGGAAUUAUGGGAUACCUCAGGACGUCCAGUGGAAUGACAUCGACUACAUGAACAAAUGUAUGGACUUCACUUAUGAUGCAACAAAGUUUGACACUCUGCCUGACAUGGUCAAGGACCUGCAUGCUCAUGACCAGCGCUACGUCAUGAUGCUGGACCCAGGUAUCAGCAGCACACAGCCUGAGGGCUCAUACUGGCCAUUCGAUGAAGGGCUGAAGAGAGGAGUCUUUAUUAAAGACGCUGAAGGGAAAACGCUGAUUGGGAAGGUGUGGCCUGGUCUGACAGCAUAUCCUGAUUUCUCCGAUGAAGUGACACAUGAAUGGUGGUACGACAACCUCCAGAGGUUCCAUGAGAAGGUGCCGUUUGAUGGACUGUGGAUUGACAUGAAUGAGCCGUCAAACUUCCUGGAUGGAUCGACCAAUGGCUGUCCAUCAAACAGUCUUGAAAAUCCUCCUUACACUCCAGGCGUACUGGGAGGUUUGCUGAGAGCCAAAACUGUGUGUGCCAGUGCACAGCAGAAGCAGUCCAUACAUUACAAUAUGCACAGUCUCUAUGGACUCAUGGAAGCUAAAGCCUCUGCAAGCGCUCUGAAGCGAAUUGUGGCAAAAAGACCUUUUGUGAUCUCUCGCUCCACAUUCCCCAGUCAGGGGAUGUACUCAGGUCACUGGCUGGGAGACAACAGGAGCCAGUGGAAAGACCUUUACACUUCUAUAGCAGGUAUGUUAACCUUUAACCUUCUGGGCAUCCCGCUGGUGGGAGCAGAUAUCUGUGGCUUCAGCGAGGAGCCGCAGGAGGAACUGUGUGUCCGCUGGACGCAGCUGGGAGCCUUUUAUCCCUUCACACGAAACCACAAUGCCAUCGACAUGAAGGGUAACGAUUUAGUUGGCAGAUAUUCGUAUGUUUCCCUUACUAAUGACCAUGUGUGUUUCUGUACUUUCCAGGGCACCUCAAUGCGCAGUAAGGGUGAGGAGGUUAAACUUCCUGCACCUCUCGAUACGAUCAACCUGCAUUUGCGUGAAGGCUUUAUUGUACCAACACAGACACCCAACCUGACUCUGUGGGUGAGCAGCGGUCAGCCUCUCCAUCUGGUCUCUGCUCUGUCUGACGACGGUUCAGCCAGUGGAGAUCUGUUCUGGGACGACGGAGAGAGCAUCGACACCUACGAGAACGACCAGUACGCCUACAUCAUCUUCAACGUCACUCAGAAGGUGAUGACAUCCCAGGUGCUCCACAACAACGUGGAGGCGACGUACAUCACCGUGGAGUCGUCCUCGUUCUACGGCGUAAAGGAGAAGCCCAGCAGAGUGCUGGUGAACUCCCAAGAGGCAACAUUCACCUACAGAGAGAACCAGGUGCUCAUAGUUACAAAUUUGGGUCUCAACCUCAGUCAGAACUUCACCAUCAGCUGGAUGUAAAGAAUUCAAUCGCUGGUUUUAUUUUUUUGCUGCUGAUCUGCAAGCAAUCUGUGAGUUUUAGGAGAGUGAUGUUUUUCAUUGUUUUGGCUCUUUACUCCACAACACUGGAUGUCAAAGGAGAUGUCAGGUAAAUGUGAAACCUCAGCUGGUUUUCACCUUUAACGAGCACCGUUUCACUGAACGCUCUGGAGGACACCUGUACAUCUCUGCAGCAAACUGAGAAGGUAAACCUCUACAGGUUCAGAUUCUCGAAGCACGUUAAAUCUCUCUUGAAUGUAGUUCACGUCAGUUUCGGGUGUAGUGCGCAUAAACGUUCUCACACUUUGCUACCAAAAGAUGCCGUUGUGGAUGCCGAUAAUGAAAGUCUUUGUUUCACUUGUUGUUUUGGAGUACAGAGCCGACAAACUGUCCAUUUGUCAGAAUUGAAAAUGAAGGUAUCCGGAAACAAGCGAGGUCUAGAGUGUGUGUGUGUGUGUGUGUGUUAAUGUAAACGUCAUCCGGCUUUGCACAGCUGCAACAGGUAAAAGCAUCUUUGUGUGCUGAACGAGCAUCCAUUCAAAGGCUUGUGAACACGCUGCCACUGACCCACAGUAGUUCUGACACUGCUUUGAAUAAUCUUUGCUGAAUUUUCACUUGAUGGAACCAAAAAGCUUGACUUGGCCUCCGUACUUUUAGUUUUUAUCUUUAGCUUUGUUUAGUCUAAACUGCAUUUUAGAGAUUCUCAUCAGCAAACAGAUGAUGUGCAAUAAAUCAACAAGAGUAUCGUCUCCCUUCCUAAAAAUGUGAGUCUGCAUAUCGCUCAUGAUGUAAUAUACUGUAUAUGCUUGGAAGCUGUUUACUGCCUAUUUUGCACUAAUUGGUAUGUUGAAGGAAGAUAGAGGUGCCUUAUGAUUCCUCUUUGUGUGUGUUUUUUGAGCAUCUCUGGGUUCUUCUGGAGGCUUCUUUGUUCAGCUUAGCCGUUUUUUUUUGUUUUUUUUUUUUUUGUCUCUGUGGAGCGUGUUAUUGUGUUGUGUGCGGGUUUUUUUUUGAUGUGGUGUGUGAUUCUGGAGAAAGUUUGUUGAUAGCAAUAUUCAGAUAGUCGGCACGUGCCAGAUUUACCGUCCUGCCUGCCCCCACUGCCCUUUUUUCCUCCUGUGCUCGAGCGCAAACGUGCACAGGACACACUGGGAAAAUGUUUGGAUCGAUCUGAGCUGCUUUGUUUGUUUCACAUUUACGGAGCCACGGUUGUCGGUAAACACGAAGAACAUAAUAGAGAUGAAGUGUACAGAAUUACUGACUCCACCUUUAGGCACAAAACUAUACUAGAGCCGAGUGUUGUACCAUCAUUUUACUGUGACUUUCCUCAGCAAGGCUUCUCUGACAGAGCAGAACUAAGAGCUAAAGCUAAAUGCAUUUCUUCAUUUCAAAAUCAGCAGCAUUCGUUCUGCCUCCUUUUGACCUUUAUGCUGUGAAAAUCUGUCCUGAAUUAUACUUUUGUGGAGAGUCUGCACCUUAUGCAUCUUUGGAAAACAACUUGUGAAAGAAACAAUAGAUGCAUGUGUGCUGCAAAAAUAAUUACACUAACCGUCCAGAUUUGAUUAUUUCAACACUGUUAUUUCAAACAUGUAAAGACAGCCUUUUUGUUAUGUGAUUUACAGUUGUGACGCCAAAUAUUUGAAGUAUUUUACCAUGACGCUUUGUGUUUUACAUUUUGUAAGUGCUUAUGUUUGAUUACAUGAACGACAUUAAAAGUAUUGGAAUUAAC